Molecule: messenger RNA, 842 nt
Organism: Coffea arabica (coffee)
Lineage: Eukaryota; Viridiplantae; Streptophyta; Magnoliopsida; Gentianales; Rubiaceae
Source: RefSeq, a predicted model, not a curated record
CUCGGCUGAUGGCUCAAGGGGGGAGCAAAAAAAAGAAAAGGGAAAAAAGGGCGGCGGAGCUUGAAAAAUGAGAAGAAAGAAACGAGGGGAGCAAGAGAGGGAGCUUCGGCCUUGAGAGAAAACAGAGGCGGCGGGGGAAUCAGAAAACGAAAAGAAGAAAACAAGAAAGGUUGGAGGAAUUUGAGAGAGAAAACGAAAAGAAUGGCGGGCAGUGGAGAAAGGCUUCGGCAGAGCAACGAAAAACAGAGCAAGAGGGGAAAUUUGGAAAGGGACUUCGGCCGACAAAAUCAGAGAAAACAUGAAGUCCUCGACACCCAAGACUUCGACUUCCAGCUACUCAAACUCAAUGAAGCUGCCCCAAGCGCAGCAGUUUCACAGCCAGAGCCUCUUAUCAACUGCUUCUCCACCUGCGUCUCUUCCGGGGAUGACUUGAGCAGUGAUGGCAGCGGAGAUUUCCAACUCACCAGGCCGUCACCGUCCUCAUCGGAUAUACAUCACCAUCAUCUGCCAAUCUUCGUCGAGCAGGUGCUAAUUUUCGUAUGAUAUCUUUCCAAGUUUCUGGUCAUUUGGAUUGUGAUCAUCAUGCAGUUUUUGUUGCUCAGUUUAAAAUUGGGAUGUUGGGUUGAAGAAAAUCUAAUCAAAGCUGUGCAUUUGAAUUGAAAAUCUGGUCUGCAUGAUGAAAAUGGAAAGAAAAGCCGUGGCUGGAAAUUUGCAGCAAGCAUUCCUUUCUGUUGCCUUCCUCGUACCAUUUGCAUGGCAUUUGCAUGAAACUCUUUCAAUAAUUUCACUUCGACCCCUUGGUUUCCAACCAAUGCUGCUAUGACCCAAUCAAUUGAAUAAUC